Priapulus caudatus is the source of this 1353-nucleotide messenger RNA. Its product is annotated as DNA-directed RNA polymerase II subunit RPB1-like. The coding region runs from base 1 to 1353 and encodes 450 amino acids. The record is from RefSeq and is a predicted model, not a curated record. The transcript has a single exon. Lineage: Eukaryota; Metazoa; Priapulida; Priapulimorpha; Priapulimorphida; Priapulidae.
AUGGCAACGUUUUCCUGCAGGUACCAAGCGCCGCCGCAGCAGCAGCAGCGUCAGACUGCCGCCUUCCAGCAGAAGUAUGGGCCACAGCCGACAGCGCAUCCCUUCUACCAGGGAGAUACGCCUCGCUACCAGGCGGCGCAGCAGGCGCCAGAGCCGGCGCCCAUGCUGGCGCAGCACGUCGGGCCAAGCUCGCCGAGUGUUCUCCAGCAGGGGGCAGCACCGCCGAGGAAGUUCCAGUCGGCAGUGCAGAUAACGCCGACCGCUGGAGGGAGCCACCAGCAGCAACAGGGUGCUCAGGGGACGUAUCAUACACCGCAGAACCCACAGUACCAACAGCAACAAGCGCCGCAGUCUGUGGCCUACCAACCAAGUGGUACACCCCAAUCUGUACCAUACCAACAAAGUGGUACACCCCAAUCUGUACCAUACCAACAAAGUGGUGGGCCCCAAUCUGUGGCCUACCAACCAAGUGGUACACCCCAAUCUGUACCAUACCAACCAAGUGGUACGCCCCAAUCUGUACCAUACCAACAAAGUGGUGGGCCCCAAUCUGUGGCCUACCAACCAAGUGGUACGCCCCAAUCUGUACCAUACCAACAAAGUGGUACACCCCAAUCUGUGGCCUACCAACCACGUGGUACACCCCAAUCUGUACCAUACCAACAAAGUGGUGGGCCCCAAUCUGUGGCCUACCAACCAAGUGGUGGGCCCCAAUCUGUAGCCUACCAACCUAGUGGUCCUAGAUCAGUUUCUUACCAACCAGAUUCUGGCCCUCAGUCAGUGUCUUACCAACCAAGCAGGCCGCAGCAGCAGCAGCAGCAGCAGCAGCAGCAGCAGCAGCCAAUCACACCAGUUUCAUACCAACCAAGCACACCAGUGUCUUACCAACCAAGCACCCCUGUCUCAUACCAACCCACUACUCCCGUGGGCUACCAACCACCCACGCCUGUAGCAUACAAACCUUCGACACCCGUGGGAUACCAGCCACCCACUCCCGUAUCCUACCAGCCUACCACACCGGUAGCUUACCAACCCAGCCCGCCGCAAGGACAAGGCGGUCUGUAUCAAUCAACAGGCAGUUCCCCUCAACCCUAUGGAGAUUACAGCGUCCCUCCUUUCACGCUUGGCGAUGCACCAAAAGGCGGGCAGCAUGGGCAGUUUGGAGUGAGCAGCCCUCAGGCGUAUCAACCGAGUCCCCAGCCGUCGUCGUAUUCUCCAUCAGCGCAGAGUUUCGCCCCGGAGUCGACAGGUGGCGCUGCGCCGCCGCCGCCGCCCCCGCCGCCUAGCCCCACCGAGCGGAGGGCCGCCGCCGCCGCCCGCCGCCGCCGCCCGGAGCGGGUGGAGCGCCCGUGA